AUGGCCACCACCACCGAGCUCCAGCCCGAACUCACCGAGUUCGCCCGCGGCGAGAGCUCCCACGGCUCCGUCGACGAGAAGCACCAGCAUGAUGCCGAGAAGCAGAACGUCGCAGACGAUGCUCACAAGCCUGUGGAUAUUACCCGGCCAUUCCCCAUCGAGGAUGAUGAGAUGGAGGAGACCCACCAGCUCACCGUUCGCGCCGUCUUCGUUGGCUGCGUUCUCGGUGCCAUCGUCGGUGCGUCCAACAUCUACCUUGGUCUCAAGACCGGCUUCACUUUUGGUCCUCAGCUGUUCGGCGCCAUCUUCGGUUACGCAAUCCUCAAGCCUAUCUCCAAGGCGCUCCCCGAGUCCGGCCUCCUGGGCCGCAUGUUCGGCGGGCCCUUUGGGCCCAAGGAGAACUGCACGGUCCAAUCUGCUGCGACCGCCGCUGGAGGCAUCGGUAUCCUCUUCGUCUCCGCCAUCCCUGCCAUGUACAGCCUCAACCUGCUCUCGGACCUUCCCCAGGACGACAUCGGCAAGCUGAUUGCCCUGACGUUCUCCGCUGGCUUCUUCGGUGUUUUCUUCGUCAUCCCUCUUCGCAAGUACUACAUCGUCAAGCAGAAGCUCACAUUCCCGACCCCGGCUGCCACGGCGAUCACUAUCCGGGCGCUGCACAACAGUGUCUCGGGUGCGGUCAACGCGCGCAAGAAGUCGCUCAUGCUUCUCUACUCGUUCGCGGUCGUGUUUGUCUACAAGGUCAUGACUGGCUACGCUCCGGGUGUGCUGUUCGACUGGCACAUCGGCUGGACGCUCUACCGCCUCGGCUUCACGAGCAUCAUCUCACUCGAGAACUACGGCUGGUUCAUUGAGUUCACCCCCGCUUUCUUCGGUGCUGGUAUGCUUUCCGGUAUCAACGCAUCUUGGAGCUUCUUCGGCGGUUCUAUUCUUGCCUGGGGUAUCAUCGCUCCGUCCCUCGUCAAGAAUGGCCUCGCGUUCGGCCGGGCGGCUUCGGACGAGUUCCCGCUUGUCUCGUACAAUGCACUGUCCUUUAGCGACCCCAGCCUCUACACCACCCACCCCUCCCCCCGUUACUGGCUUAUCUGGCCCGGUGUUCUCAUGAUGCUUGUUUACUCUUUCGUGGACCUAGGCAUGAACUCGGGCCCCAUGAUCACUGCCAUGCGCCAGGCCAACGUCAGCUGGAACCCGAUCUCGUGGUUCCGUGAAGACCCCGAAUACGACGCCGAUCAGGAUGAGGACCUUUCGCCCAAGGCGGACCGUGUUCCUACCUGGUGGUGGGUGUCUGGCCUCAUCGGCUCUAUUAUCAUGUGUCUCGCGAUCCAAGCCAAGCUCUUCUCCAUGAACGUCGGCGAAGCCAUCCUCUCGCUCCUCCUCGGCUUCCUCUUCUCCUUCAUCGGUGUCCAGUCUUCCGGCACGACCGAUGUCAACCCCGUCUCCACCGUAGCGAAGGCCACGCAGCUUAUCUUCGGUGGAAUCGCCAAGGGCGCCGGAUAUUCGAUUGUCGCGGGCGAGACAAUCAAUCUCACCGCGGGUACUAUCGCUGCUGGCUCCGCCGCGCAGGCGACGGACAUGACUGGGGACCUUAAGACCGGCUAUCUCCUCCGCGCGAAGCCGCGCAACCAGUUCAUCGCGCAGCUCUGCGGUGCCUUCGUCGCGUGCUUCCUCAACGUCGGCCUCUUCAUCCUCUUCACCUCCUCUGCGCCGUGCAUCAUCCACCUCCCCGAGGACGGCAAGUGCACGUACGGCGCGCCGUCCGUCGCGGCGUGGUCCGCCGUCGCCUCCGCCGUCGUCGCGCCCAACCUCCCCAUCCCAUCCUCGUCUGGGUACACCGCGAUCGGUCUGGCGAUCUUCGCGGCCGUUAGCGUCGUCGUCAAGUACCUCUGGCUCCCGAAGAAGUACUGGGGCUACGUCCCGAACUGGAACGCGGUCGGCCUCGCCUUCGUCGUCCCGCAGGUGUAUUACUCCAUUGCGAUGGCGGCGGGUUCGAUCUUCAACUAUGUGUGGGCGCUGCGCAACCCGGCGAGCUACGAGAUGUACAUGUUCGCGCUCUCGGCCGGCCUGCUCGCCGGCGAGGGUCUGGGCGGUGUCUUCCAGGCGCUGCUCGCGAUCGCGAAGGUCGACGGCUCCCUGUUUGGUACCGCUAUCGGCUGCCCCGGGCUCGAGUUCUGUGGCUGA
This is a messenger RNA of Epithele typhae, 2175 nucleotides long. Its product is annotated as OPT oligopeptide transporter. Gene Ontology annotation, molecular function: oligopeptide transmembrane transporter activity. Gene Ontology annotation, cellular component: fungal-type vacuole membrane. The record is from RefSeq and is a predicted model, not a curated record. The transcript is spliced from 10 exons. Lineage: Eukaryota; Fungi; Basidiomycota; Agaricomycetes; Polyporales; Epitheliaceae. The coding region runs from base 1 to 2175 and encodes 724 amino acids.